AUGCAUGGAGGCAUGAACGGGACCGGACUGCGACCAAGAUGGAAGGACAAUCCGAGGCUGCCUCAGCUUGUUGGCAAGCCGGCGACGGAUGACCUCCACACACCUUGCUUCGUGCGCCACGCAUACAGGCAUGGCACGGUGACUGUGGGCCCACCCUACAGAGUCACGGAGACCAUGGACAAGACUUCGCCUGCCUGGUGCGCUGCGAAGAUGCUGGAUGCUUCCAUCGAAAAGGCGGACUGGGUCCGGACCUACAGCAAGAUCCUGAAAGAGCGCGAUCCGAAGUUGGGUCCGGAUGUCAACAUCCGGGUGGCUUCCAGGAGCUUUUCUCUUCCCAAG
Symbiodinium sp. CCMP2456 is the source of this 339-nucleotide messenger RNA. The record is from the annotation of a GenBank genome assembly. NCBI's taxonomy places the organism in Eukaryota, Dinophyceae, Suessiales, Symbiodiniaceae.